Stegostoma tigrinum is the source of this 1575-nucleotide messenger RNA. RefSeq names its product carboxypeptidase B2 (plasma) (gene cpb2). Gene Ontology annotation, molecular function: metallocarboxypeptidase activity; zinc ion binding. The coding region runs from base 88 to 1353 and encodes 421 amino acids. Lineage: Eukaryota; Metazoa; Chordata; Chondrichthyes; Orectolobiformes; Stegostomatidae. The transcript has 11 exons. Gene Ontology annotation, biological process: proteolysis; fibrinolysis. The record is from RefSeq and is a predicted model, not a curated record.
ACUACGUGUCCUGUGAAUCAAUAGUCCAGGUCGAGUGUUAGGACACACAAAAUCUUGACAUGUUUUCUAUUCCCGGUGUCAUCCAAGAUGGGAUUUCAUAUCUUAGCAUAUUUGUUAUGUACCUUUACCGGAAUAAUAGUUGCCUCUUCGCCAAGACAUGCAAGAGACCAGGUUUUAUCUGUUAAGCUCCAGUCGGACAAGGAGAUUCGAUUUAUCAAACAAAUAUUCAACCAGUAUGAGGCUGUUCUGUGGCAUCCAAGCUCAGUCGAUAACAUCAAAAUCAACAAAGAAAUCCACCUUUACUUCAAUGCAUCCAAUGUUGAAGAGGUGAAAACUCAGCUGACUGCAUCGACCAUCGCGUUUAGGGUGUUGAUUGAGGAUGUUCAACAACUCAUAACAAAACAAAAACUCACAAAUGUUCCUUUUACACCCCGUGGCUUUUCUUCGUAUUAUGAGAUGUAUCAUCCACUGGAAGAGAUUUAUUUAUGGAUGUCACAAAUUACGAAAGCAUAUCCAUCUCUCAUUCAAAAAAUACUUAUUGGGUCAUCAGCUGAGAAGCGGCUAAUUUAUGUCCUAAAGGUUUUCAAUGGCACUGUGUCCCCAAAGGGUGCUUUGUGGAUUGACUGUGGCAUCCAUGCCCGUGAAUGGAUAGCACCUGCCUUCUGCCAGUGGUUCUUACAAUAUCUUGUCGAUACAAAGAACCCGAUAAUCAAUAACAUUCUGAAAUCAUUCGAAAUAUAUGUUCUCCCUGUUUGGAACGUUGAUGGCUAUAAGUACACGUGGACAACUGACCGCUUCUGGAGGAAGAACCUGUCCAAACAUAAUGGGGGUCAUUGUGUAGGGACAGAUCUAAACCGGAACUGGGAUGCAAACUGGUGUGGUUCUGGGGCAUCAAGUGACCCAUGCAGUGAAACAUACUGUGGGCGUUACCCAGAGUCUGAGCCAGAGGUGAAAGCUGUAGCUGCCUUCAUCAGGAAGAGAUCAGAUCACAUCAUGAGCUACAUUUCAAUACAUUCAUACUCUCAAAUGGUUAUGUUUCCAUACUCCUACAAAUUGUCUAGGUCUAAGGAUCAUGAUGAAUUGAAUUAUGUCGCAUGGAAGGCAGUCACUGCUGUCAGGUCAGUGCAUGGCACCAGCUACAGUUAUGGAAACUCAGCAAAAACGAUCUAUUUAUCCAGUGGAUGUUCAGAUGACUGGGCUUAUGAUUUGGGCAUUAAAUAUUCCUUUACCUUUGAACUUCGCGACACUGGGACAUAUGGCUUUUUACUUCCACCUUCCUUCAUAAAACCAACUUGUGAAGAAGCUACGGCUGCUGUGAGCGAAAUUCUACACCAUAUUGUCCAAAGGAUUUGAACGAAUUCACCUCUACUCAACAGUAUCAAUAGAAAUGUUUAGUUACAACUACAAUGAUGUUCUAUGUAUACUACAAGCUGCCCAUUUGCGUGGGAUAGCUUAUAAGCUACACCCUAUAAUUCUAAGGUAUUGACUUCAUAAAUUGAAUUAUCCAAUUAUUUGGACAGGUAGAAGUGUGGAAUUUAAUACCUACAAUUUGAAUAAAGUAAUUUUCAAUUAGAA